Dendronephthya gigantea is the source of this 4017-nucleotide messenger RNA. RefSeq names its product ribosomal oxygenase 2-like. NCBI's taxonomy places the organism in Eukaryota, Metazoa, Cnidaria, Anthozoa, Malacalcyonacea, Nephtheidae. The transcript has 9 exons. Gene Ontology annotation, cellular component: nucleolus. The record is from RefSeq and is a predicted model, not a curated record. Gene Ontology annotation, molecular function: histone H3K36 demethylase activity; histone H3K4 demethylase activity. Bases 2146 to 3846 code for a protein of 566 amino acids.
ACCAAAGCUCAGUUAAAAUUCCAAGCAUUACUUGAUGUCUUGCAUGCCAUAGCCUGCCAAAGACAACAAAAAUGAGAUUUUAAUUACAUAAUUUUAUGGUAUAGUUGAAAGAAUUGAGCAUCGAGUUCACACGCUUUCAGAAAUGUCGAGACUUCUUUUGAAACAAGUUAGUGGAGGUUACGAAAUAGAAAAAUAAUGUUACGUCGUUGCUUAUGGUUUCAAAUAUACACACACACUCAUCUCUAAUUAACAUGCAAAUCGGGCUAAAGAGCUCUCGAGAAAUAGGUGUUAUGAAUUCUUUGGCAUCACCGAGCUCUGUGCCGCUUUAUAACGUAAAGACUCUUUAAGAUCCACAAGUUGAGUGGUCGAUAAUCUUUGUUAAUUCUUUGUUACACAUUGUGUGUCGGUAAAUACUUCGAUAUAGGGGCGUCUAUAAACUAUACUUUUAUAUAGGUACAUACAUGGUCAAUUGACCAGACGAAGGUUGAUUUUGCAAUAGUAUUCGUUGCAAUAUUUUCACGAAUUAUGUAAUCUACACGAGCACGUAUCUUACUGCAUUUUUUGCAGGCUUUGAUCAUGAUAAUGACGUCAAGUAUUUUUUCGUCUUGAUAAAUCAUAAAUGUACACGCAUAUAUGCAUUAACUAACGAGUACUUUUUUUGUCAAUUUUUAAUGUCUUAUCGUUCAUGUUACAUACGUAGUGUCUGAGUUGUCAGCCACAAGGAGAGGUUAUGCAUAUUUUAAUCUGUGCUGGGUGCUUUAUUUCAACUUGAUUCUAUAAGAGUUUUUAUCUGCGUUGACCCCACAGCGAGAUAAGCGUAGGUGAUACCUGGAAAUCAAAGUGGGCUGAUUUUAUUCCUUUUUUUCUUAAAAUUUACCUGCAGAAUACUAUAGUUUGAUCUCGUGUUUCACAUCUCUACAGAUGUUGACUCUAAUACCGGCAUUUCUUUGUAGCAUUUAUUCAACUCGAAGCGCGAGUAGAAGCAAUGACAAGAAUGAUCCUAAUUUUUUUUUCAUUUUGAGAACUCAGUGCCAAGAGGCCACCUCCACAGGCUGCAUGAUACUGCUUAGUAAAACCUCCCUUGAAGCAAGAAUGCGAGAGGGUCUUAAGUGUUAAUAGUUACGAACCCUGGAGGAAAGAAUGUGUAGCUAUGGGAAGUAUCUAUGGCAAUAUCUGUUUAAUUACAAGAUCAGAGCGUCGUUAUAUGAUAGCGGUCACUUCACGUUAUGCCCUAUUAACUGCAUUGUAGAGAUCAUGCAACAUUUUGAAAGAAGGCACACAAUGGUAAAAUCUGGGACUAUGUUUUGUGAUCCAUCCGCCUUUGCGAUCUUGAAGAUCUACGCGUUGAAAGAAUAAAGAAUUUUUUGUUUUUUAAACAUAGCAGUGACAUCGUCACAUUUAUUUUUCUAAACUUUUAAAUACUAUCCGAUUCAGGUAAAAUAAGCUGAGGAUGUUGCGUACAUUUAAAGUUUUAGAUGUGGUAAAAGUGAUAAAACCAUCGGAAUAUAAAAGAUUUCACAUUUGAACCUUUGCCAGAAGCUAUAAAUGUUUCAAAUGUUUCGCAAUUUUAACCGUUCCAUAAUGGCAAUAUUGCUUCAAUGUAACCAUGACAUUGAUACACCGCUUGACAUGUUGCAAUUACAGCCUAGUUAUGUUGCAAUCAGACCUAAUUGCAUGUAAUUAUCUUAUAGCACAUUUGAGCUAAGCACGUUGUAUGUAUACCACCGGAUUGCCUUUGAAUUUAACGAUGUAGUAAUUAUUUAGAAAUUGCAUUUUUCUAACUUGAAUUAUUCCAGAAGGUAUCAAUUUGCAGGUUGGAGUUCCACUGGAUAAUUAUAAAGAAUGUCUUAUUUAACAGCUUGUAACAAACCAUGCUUUCAAGAAUCACAGAAUGAAUGCUAACAAUGUUAAUGUUAUAUAUCCCUUCCUAUCCUGUCAAAUUCCCAGUAUGUCUCUUGUUUCCUUUUAAAUCAUCUUACGUGAAGUGACUGAGAGAUGUUCCCGCGGGAAACGCGGGCGGGCUUUUCAAAUAUUUAAAACCCUUGUCUGGACAAACACCGGCCUACACGUUGUUCAAGUUACGAGAGUUGAGGGUGUAAAACUUCAUUAAAAGAACCUUUCUUCUAAGUUUAUUCAACCAAAGAUAUGCCUAAACGUAAAGUCGUAAGUGAAAGCGAUAAAGCACCUAAGAAGAAGCUUAAAAGCGAGUCGACUAGCACAUCAAAGGCGUUUGUUUCAAAGCUGAGUUUCGACGGCCCAGAACAAUGUAUUCGCUCGCUCAUAUAUCCCACUAAAUUGGAAGACUUCUUUGCCAAAUACUGGGAGAAAGAACCGCUUUUUGUCAGCAGAAAAGACAACGAUUAUUUCAAAGGCUUUCCGACGAAAGUAAAGCUGGAAGAAAUUGGAAAGAAAGAGCAUUUGGAAUGGGACAAAGAUUUGUUUCUUUCACAAGUUGACAACGGGGAAGAAAUCCUUGAUGCUGAAGGAGAAGCAACCGUCCAUAAAAUUCAGAAAUAUUUAAAAGAGAAGCUUACUAUUGUAUUCGAUAAACCACACCGCUUUCAAGAAGAACUUUAUCAUCUGUUGCAGUUAUUGGAAGAAUAUUUUGGUUGUCUUUUAUAUUGUUCUCUGGAAGUACAUUCAGAGAAUGCUUAUAAACGCAAACCUUGCUAUAAUGGAAAAGAGGCGUUUAUUCUUCAGAUUGAGGGUAAGAAAAGAUGGUGUUUGUAUGAACCGAUUCAAAAACUUGCUUUUCUUGAUUGUGAAGAUUUGAAACAAGAUGAAAUUGGUGGUGUUACACAUGAAUUUAUACUAGAGCCAGGAGAUUUGUUGUAUUUUCCACGAGGCACUGUUUUUCAAGCGCACUCCUUGAAUGAUGAGGUUUCAGGUCAUAUUGAAAUUCAAUUAUACGAGGAACAUACCUGGGGGCAUUUCAUGUCCAAUAUUUUAGACAAAGCUAUAAACGAAGCCUUGAAAAAAGAUGUCGCCUUUCGUGAAGCAUUACCAACUAACUUUUUAAGUUACAUGGAAUUUGGAAAGAAGGAAAUCAGCAAUGACGAUCUGAUGGAUGACGCAACUAAUCAAGCAAAUGGCGCUCCCAAAGCAACUGUUCCAAAAAUAUCUAAAGCUGAUUUGGAAAACCAGGAAUUGUUUAAAGGAAAUCUUCAAAGACUGACAUCGUUGGUUGGCCAGUAUUUGGAUCCUCACUGGGGUGCUGACGCGUUCUUUGGAAAGGAUUUCAUUACUAAACGUUUAGCUCCAAGUCAAGUAUUAAAAGAAGAGCAGUCUGAUAAAGACGAGACACCGCCAUCGGACAAGAGUGUGGUUCAAAUGAAGCAUCGAAAUUAUAUGAGAAUAACAAAGUAUGAUCCAGGGGAAGAUUGGGAAGACGAGCAUGAGGAAGACGAGAAUGAUGAAAACGAGCAGGAUGAAGAAAGUAUGGAGGAAGAAGAGGAUGAGGAGAAGAUGGGUAAUGGUAAAGACGAGUCUUCAGUUAAGGCCAAGUCAGAUAGCAAAAAAGAAAAGAAAAGAAAGAGUGGUGGAAAAGAUGACAAGGAAAAUGAAGAAGAUUUGGAGAAAAGUUUUCAUAGUAAACCAUGCAUCGUUUUAUAUCAUUGUCUUCAAAACAAGAUUGAAUCAGAUUACGAAGAGAUGGAUUCAAGCGAGAUGGAAACGGAAGGGAGUAAAAUCGAAUUCCCACUUCAUUACCGUGAUGCUUUGCUCAUUCUUUAUCGCUCAACUGCUCCUGUUGCUGUCUGUAACCUACCGCUGACUAGUGAGGAACGUGUGGAUCUUGCAACUACUUUGUGGUGUGAAGGUUUACUUACAAUAGUUGAAAAAUCCUAGAACUGGUCAUUCAUAUACCUGCUCAUUGAAAAAAUCCUGUCCAAAUGUAAAGUUGUGUUUGCAAAACAAAAUUUUCUUACACUAUGCACCAAAAUAUUUAUUCACAGAAAAUAUUAUAUAGUAUACAAAUCUUUAUCAGUAUCAUGAGUUGUAAUGUUUCAUGUUAUUAUU